Rotaria sp. Silwood2 is the source of this 1320-nucleotide messenger RNA. The record is from the annotation of a GenBank genome assembly. NCBI's taxonomy places the organism in Eukaryota, Metazoa, Rotifera, Eurotatoria, Philodinida, Philodinidae.
AUGGCAUAUUUACUUCGUCUACUUCGUCUUCGUUAUUUAAUCUUUGGUACAGCUGUUGGUGGUGGUUAUGCAGCUCAUAAAAAAUAUAAAGAUAUCAAAGAGGCUUUACCAGAUUUAUCAUGGAUGAAAGAAUAUAUGCCAGAAGAAAGUGUUGAUGCUUUAACAAAACGUUUAUCUGAUUUAGCUAAUUCUGUUUCAUUACCGGAUACUACUAAUUUACAAGAUCAUGUCAAACAAUUACAAGACAAAUUUGCAAAUUAUCUUUCAACAAUAUCUUCAAGUAAUACAUCCGAUGAUAAGAAUAUUAAUGAAGGACAACAACAAACAUCAGAUGGUCUUUUUACUUGGGCAAAUUCGUAUAAAAAUGUUCAAUUAAAAAGUGAUGAAAUACAAAGAUUAAACAAAGUAUCUCAAUUAGAAGAUCAUGAAUAUCAAGAAAAAAUUCAUCAAGAAAUGAUGACUAUACAAAUAAAAUAUCAACGUGAAAUUGAUCGAUUAGAGAAAGAAAUAAAAACAAUGAAAAAACAAAUUUUAUUAAGACAAGAAAGAAAUCUUAAUGGACAAAAACAACGAAAAAUAAAAAGAUCACUUAUUGAUAUGUAUAGUGAUGUUUUGGAUGAAUUAAAUGAGUAUGAUACAAAUUAUAACAUUCAAGAUCAUUUGCCUCGAGUUAUUGUUAUUGGUGAUCAAAGUUCGGGUAAAACAAGUGUACUUGAAAUGAUAACACAAGCACGAAUAUUUCCUCGAGGUGCUGGUGAAAUGAUGACACGUAGUCCAGUAAAAGUUACUUUAAGUGAAGGUCCUUAUCAUGUUGCAAACUUUAAAGAUAGUCCUAAAGAAUAUGAUUUAACAAAAGAAACAGAUUUAGCUGCUCUUCGAAAAGAAAUUGAACUUCGAAUGCGUGCAUCAGUCAGAGAAGGUCAAACAAUUAGUAGUGAAGUUAUUUCAUUAUCAGUCAAAGGUCCUGGUCUUCAACGGAUGGUUUUAGUUGAUUUACCUGGAAUUAUUAGUACGGAAACAAUUGGUAUGGCAUCGGAUACAAAAAGCUCUAUUACUCGUCUAGCAAAUAGUUAUAUGUCAAAUCCGAAUGCUAUUAUUCUUUGUAUUCAAGAUGGAAGUGUUGAUGCUGAACGUAGUAAUGUAACAGAACUUGUUUCAAAAAUGGAUCCACAUGGUAAACGAACUAUAUUUGUUCUAACAAAAGUUGAUAUGGCUGAAGCAAAUCUACAUGAUAGUGAUCGAAUCAAAAGAAUUCUCGAAGGAAAAUUAUUUCCAAUGAAAGCUUUAGGCUAUUUUGCAGUUGUCACUGGCAAAGGUUAG